AUGGGUUCUUUUACGCAGGCCAAUACCAAAAUAUCUAUCUCUGUAACUGUUCUGACAACGGAAGGAGGCGACAGACAAAAGAGUGUCUUGCGAUCAAAAGAACGUGACGCUUUGAAACGGAAAAUCGAACAGCGUCCCUCCAAGCAAAAGCUUGUCACACAGCACAUCUUACUCACUGCGUCUAAUGCGGAUCCAUCUAUUCAGCAGAAGGCCGAAGAGUUGAAACGCUGUAAACUGAAAGACGAUUUGAACAAAAAAUUGCAGCAUCGACCUGGUCCACUCGAACUAAUAACGAAAAAAAUUCUACAAGCUGAUGCGGAGCUGGAGCAAGCAAUACAAGAGGGCCGCUUAUUGUUCACUAAAACUACCCAAACAAAAGGGAGUGAAAACGAAGGGAAGCAAUCGGAGAUGGAGGUAAUAUCCGCGACACCGGCAUGUGCUUAUCAAAGAAAACUACCAAAUGUCUGUUUGGCGAAAUCAAAAGUUCGUAAAAAAGGUUCACAAUAUCGGACACCAUAUGACCAAACAUUACCAUCACCGAAUGCUCGAUCGAAGUUAAAAUUACAAGAUUCUUCUGCUACAGAUUAUCAGGGUCCGGAAACUAUAAAUGAUUCACUGGUGACUCAUGGUGUCUCUUACGUUAGCGAUAAUGCGUCACUGUUAAAUGUCGGUGAACAGAGUGAGAAUACGCGUGAAAUGCAAAGUAGCUACGAUCUUUUACUUCAACAACAACAGUUGUUUUUACAAUGGCAGCGUGAGGUUGAAGAGUCCCGAGCCCUCAGCACCUCACAGGAAGAAGAGGGACGACAUUGUCCAGAUGAAUGUGUCACAUCCAGUGCAACAUCACCCUGUAUGACAACAUCUGCUCAAAGUUCGUUAGUUAGUUCGGAUUAUGUUCAGAAUGGAGUGCAGUCGGUUAUAUCGGAACAAAUGCAAGAAACUCAGCAGUGUUGUCAAUGUUCAAGUGCUAAUUUCAAUUAUUCAGGGAUAUCAUCCGGAACCGUUAAUUCUGUGAGUGAUAGUGAAAAGCCAAGAACCCGUCUUGCAGACUAUCGGGUGCAAGAUCUCAAAAAUGAAUGCAAAAAACGUCAAUUGCCCGUUUCCGGUGCAAAGCCGCAACUAUUGGAGCGAUUAAGACCAUACGAGGAAUCGAUUUUGAAUCACUACGGUGGAACUGUAUUAACGGACCCAUCAUCCGAUUUGAUUUCCGUCUCGUCCCCAGCUCCUGAUGUCGUAACACAGUCGAAUCGGUUACCUCCCAUCAGCAAUGUCAUUAGUGACUAUGGUCACAAGCAUUCUAUUUCACCUUUGGUUCAGCAGACUCAGUCAGCGCAGCAGCACUCUCUUGUCGUACAAUUGCCUCCAGCACAGCAACAUCAGCACCAAAUUUUGCAUCUUGUGGAUGCCAAUGGUGCAGUUGUUGCAACGGCAACUGUACCACACAGUGUGCAAUGUUGUUGUAUGUCAUCGGAAUAUCCGCUCACUACUAACAUCACCUUGAGCGGUUCUACAACCCAAUCUACCGAUGUUCGAUCACAGCAGCAACUUCCAACUACUACAGAAGUGACACAAAAUGUGGUGCAGCAAGUGCAAACAGAACCUACUUUUAGUUUUGCACAACUUGGUUCAGGUGGACAGUUUACGUUGGUACGAACAUCUUCUGUUGAGCAGCUGCAGCAGCAGUCUCACGUUAUGCAUUCAUCUCAGGCUGGACUUCAUCAUCAACAACAACAAACCCAGCUGAUACAGGGCAUCAUGCCAGAGAAUCCAGUUCUCAGUUGUCAUUUGUCUCGAUCUACCACUUCACCGGAUCAGCCUCAAACAGGAGGAUCACAUCAAAUGACUGGAACACCAUCACGUAUCACUCAGCAACAGCAGAGACAGAUUCAGCAUGCCGGAACUGGAACAGCUACGUGUCCUGCUGUGAAACAACAAAACUGUCAUAGCCAAUUCCUUAUAUGUAAUAACGUUACACGACAUAAUUUAAAGGAUGGAACAGCAGUAUCACAAAAUGCACUCUGUCCACCGUUGCAAUCUGCGCUACCACACUGUUCUCCCAUUAUGGCGGAUUCGGCAAGUGGUAGUUCACCGGAUAUUCCGUCGCCACCGAAUAAUGCUGAAAAAGUAGCCGCGAGGAAGUAUCCUGCACAUAUUGACCCAAGUGACACGAACGCCUUGCUGUCUGCAACGACACUGUCCAUUCAUGAAGAAAUGUUGCGAUUUCAGCAACGAAAAAUUGAAGAAUUGCAGAAGGAGUUGCAUCGAUCGCAGCAGCAGCUAAAACAUCAGCAGCAAGUAAUCCUUGCUGCUAAGAAAGCCCAGCAAGCGAAAAGACAGGAAGACGGUCACUUGGAAGGUAAUCAGCAACAAUCUGAAGCUGAUCUGUGGCUUAAUCAACUGGAUAUCAAACACUUGAAUAAAUUUCAUAUACAACUUUUCUUGCAGCAUAAACUUCAGCUGCAGCAGAUGCAAGCUCAAAUAACAGAACAACAAAAUUUGGCUUCAACGGAAGAGAAACUGCAAGAAGAACUCCAUGUUGAACAAGCAGUUCAAGAUAUCGUACGUUUGAUCAAGCAGGAUGCUCGUACUGCACUUCUUAUUGUCCAGUUACUGAGACGUUAUCAGCUUGAAAGAAGUCAUGCUGUACCUGCAGCGGCGCAAGUUGAGGAUCAGAGUUGUGAAACGGAAGUACAGAACAGUGUCAAGGUAGAUUCGAAUACCCUUGAACCAAUAACAGUCGUUAGUUCAGAGCAUCAAUGCGUUUCAUUAGCGGAUAUAACGAUGGAAUCAAUUCAAAAUACACCGCAACAGAAAGCCGGUGUCAUUAUUAUCAGUGAAGAUGAACUACAACGAUAUGUACCUACAAGCACUCAUCCGAAACCUAAAAGUCGGAAGAAGAAUAAUGUUAUCAGAGCGAAGGCUGAUAAUGCGGAUUCGCAGGAAAAAAUACCCGGUAGUGUGGAUAUGGAGGAAAUUUUCAAACAGGUACUGGAGAAUGCCUCCAAAGCUUUAAUGGAAAGUGAUGCCGAAAAGCGGUCAAAAACAAAUUUGAUAUCUUCACCGUCUUGUUUUCCUGAAGAAUUUCAAAUUCAGAAAGCAACAUCUAGCCCUCUUCGGCAACAUGAAAGUGACAGUUGUCGGAUUGAAGACAGUAGCGGCAGAAAUUCUACCGCUUUGCCAAGUUGUGACCAGCUAAUACAACCUUACACCAAAGCGCCACCAGCUUCGACACUUUACAGCACGAAACAGAGGAUGGAAACUGAUGUGACGGAUAUUCGUUUUAAAGAUCGUGUUGAAAUAUUCGAAGAAGGAACUGUUGGUGCGCUGCAAACUUUCCAGUAUUCGAAAAACCAGGCCUUCGAUGACCUAAUGGAUGUUCUGCGUGAUGACCAAGCAGGAGUUAAUGGUUUGAAGUCAAAUAAUCUCGAUUUUGGUACAGGAACAGCUUAUGAAUCAGAUGAGCUGACAACAUUGCUAGGUGAUGAUUGGUUCCAGCAAGAUUGUGCAAUACCAGCAAUGCCGGUUUGUUCACAUGUUACCCAGCGGUACACAAUUAGCAGUCCAGGUGUUCUUAAUGAAAAAACGGAUAACCUAGAUGAGCGGACAUCAAGCCAGAAUGAUCCAUUAAUAAGUUCUUUUGAUAACCAAGCUGUAGAUCAGAAUAUUGGUAUGGAUUGGCUGGAUAUGAUGUUACCUUCACCAUCUUCGGAUAUGGAUACCAGUGGGGUCGAUUCGAUCCAGUGA
Cercopithifilaria johnstoni is the source of this 3744-nucleotide messenger RNA. The record is from the annotation of a GenBank genome assembly. Lineage: Eukaryota; Metazoa; Nematoda; Chromadorea; Rhabditida; Onchocercidae.